AGGAUCACAGAAGAGAACACACAUUCGUGUGGAAGAAGAAGAAGUGGAACCAUAACCCAUCACAAACUGGAAGCAUUGGAGAGCAUUUAGUAAAACAGUGCCAACAGAAUUUAAGAUGGGAAAAAAAACAAAAAUUGGAAAACAUCGGAAAGACAAAUACUACAAUUUGGCCAAGGAAACUGGAUUUCGUUCACGUGCCGCAUUCAAGCUCAUCCAACUAAACCGAAAAUUUGAAUUCUUGCAAAAAUCGAGGGUAUGUCUGGAUCUGUGCGCAGCUCCGGGAGGAUGGAUGCAAGUAGCCAAGCAAAAUAUGCCUUUGUCAAGCAUUAUCCUUGGCAUUGAUUUAUUUCCAAUUAAACCCAUACCAGGGUGCAUAUCCUUAACGGAAGACAUAACAACAGAUAAAUGCAGAGUAGCAAUUUCGAAAGAACUGCAAACGUGGAAGGCAGAUGUUGUGCUUCAUGAUGGAGCACCUAAUGUAGGAAAGAAUUGGUUGCACGAUGCUUACUCCCAAGCUUGUCUUACUUUAAGUUCUCUGAAGCUGGCGACCCAAUUUUUAAGAAAGGGUGGUUGGUUUAUCACUAAAGUAUUCAGGUCAAAAGAUUAUAACCCUCUGAUUUGGGUAUUGAAGCAAUUAUUUAAAAAGGUACAUGCCACAAAACCCCAAGCCUCCAGAAAUGAGUCUGCUGAAAUUUUUGUUGUCUGCCAACAUUAUAUAGCUCCAGAUAAAAUUGAUGCUAAGUUCAUGGACCCUAAAUAUGUUUUCGAGGAUUUAGAAAUUGAGCCAAGAAAUAUAUUAAAUGUGUUUCAUCCAGAGAAAAAGAAAAAAGAUAAACCCCAAGGUUAUCCUGAGAACGAUUAUACUCUACAUCAUAUAUUGAAAGUAUCUGAUUUCAUUAAGAAUGAUAGUGGAAUUGACAUUUUACAAGAUGCCUCGGAAAUAGUAUUUGAUGAUCCAGAAAUACUUAAGCAUGAGAAGACUACAAAAGAAAUACAAGAAUGUUGUAAAGACAUUAAAGUAUUGGGACGAAAAGAUCUUAGAAACCUCUUGAACUGGUGGAAAGUUCUUCACGAAGAAUAUGCUAAAAAGAAUGCAGUACAGGAAGAAGCUGAAUUAGAACUAGAAAUAAAAGCGGAUAAGUCAGACGACAGUGAAGUGGAUCUGAAAGAUGUUGAUAGGCAAAUUGCAAACCUAGAAGAAGAAGAAAUUAGGGAUAUGAAGAGAAAGAAGAAGAAAGCACAAAAGGAAAGGAAAAAACUAAAUGAACGUCUCAACUUAAAAAUGGUUCUUAAAGGAGAUGAUGGCCCAAAAUUGGAAGGAGAUGAUAUGUUCAGUCUUAAAGUAGUAAAGGAUGCCACCAAGAUGAAAAGGGUGAUGGAACAAGCACCAGAUGUUGUUGCCGAAUCUGAUGAUGAAAACGAAAUACCAAAGGGGAAAUAUGUUAGGUAUGAUAAAGAUGACACUCACUUGGAUAGUUCCGGACUAUAUUAUAAAGACUCCGAUUCAGAGUUGGAAAUGGAAAGUGACUAUGAGUCUGAUGAUAGUUUUCAAAGCACAGGACUUGGGUUUCAGUCAGAUAAUUCGGAUCAUGCAUCUCAACAAAAAGCAACAAAAAAGUUGACUCCGAAACCAGCAAAAAGCAGAUCCAGUCAUCCACUUAUAACUGACUUGGAUUAUCGAGACAAAGAGCAGAAAAGGAUCCAUAAAGCAGAAUUGUGGUUUGAAAAGGAUGUCUUUAAGAAUCUUAUUGAUGAAAAAGAUGAAGAUGCAGAUUUGGAUAAGAUGAUUGAAGAGUACAAGAAAAAAGGAGCUCAAAUAGUGGGUGAAGAUAUUGAGACUAGGACAAAUGGAAAUAAUGCGAAGAAUAAUAAACUGCAAAAAAAAAACAGAGUCGAUGAUACAGAUUACAGCUCAGAUGACAGCACAGAUAGUGGGAGUGAUUCAGAUUAUGAUGUUGAAAAAGAGAUGAAAUCUUUAAAUAAUACCAAGAAAGAUGGGUUUGAGGUUGUUAAAGCAUCAAAUAGAUCAGGAUCCAAAAGAAAGCACAAGCUGACAGAAGAAGAAUUAGCGCUGGGAACUCUUAUGGUGAACAGUAAAAAAACAAAACGCGAUUUAAUUGAUGGAGCAUGGAAUAGAUACAUGUUUAAUGACCAGCAUUUACCUGAUUGGUUUGUACAAGACGAGCAAAAGCAUAUGAAGAAAGAUACUCCUGUGCCAAAGGAAUUAGUGGACGAUUACAAAAAGAAAUUGGAGGAAAUAAAUGUACGACCUAUUAAAAAAGUAGUUGAGGCCAAGGCAAGGAAAAAGAAGAGGGCAUUGAGGAAAUUGGAAAAGGCAAAGAAAAAAGCAGAAGCUUUGAUUGAUAAUACAGACAUGUCCGAUAAGGAAAAAGCUCGGCAAAUAAAACAAAUGUACAAGAAAGCGCAUAGAGAACCCAAAAAGGAGGUGACUUAUGUGGUAGCUAAGAAACAUAUGACAGGUAAGAGGGUCAAAAGGCCAGCAGGGGUUAAAGGACAUUACAAAGUAGUUGAUCCAAGAAUGAAAAAAGAUUUAAGAGCGCAGAAAAACAAGUUGAAGACCAUGGCUAGAGGCAAAAAGAGAGGCGGACCAAAAAGGCCCACAAACAGAUCAAAAUGAGAUUUUUUGGUUGUACAGAUAUUAAUAAAAAUUUAACCAAACUUUUGAUAUUGUUAUAUACCAGCAGUUAUGGCGAUGUUCUAAAAAACAUGCACACCAAUGGAUCCUAGACAGUGUCAUUGGUUAUUCAAGUCCCUAUCAACGGAACUUCCUAUCACCUAUCACCAAUGGAUCCUAGACAUACUAAGUUUGUUUUUCUACUGUACCCACAUUUAGAUAAUUACAAUAUAAAUAGGCAAAUGAUUAGAUAGAACCACUGAAGUCCCUACCAACAAAACAUUUUAUAACCAA
Molecule: messenger RNA, 2929 nt
Organism: Cylas formicarius (sweet potato weevil)
Lineage: Eukaryota; Metazoa; Arthropoda; Insecta; Coleoptera; Brentidae
Product: pre-rRNA 2'-O-ribose RNA methyltransferase FTSJ3
Exons: 6
Coding region: 116-2638 (840 amino acids)
Biological process (GO): maturation of 5.8S rRNA from tricistronic rRNA transcript (SSU-rRNA, 5.8S rRNA, LSU-rRNA); rRNA methylation; maturation of LSU-rRNA from tricistronic rRNA transcript (SSU-rRNA, 5.8S rRNA, LSU-rRNA)
Cellular component (GO): nucleolus; preribosome, large subunit precursor; nucleus
Molecular function (GO): rRNA (guanine) methyltransferase activity; rRNA (uridine-2'-O-ribose)-methyltransferase activity
Source: RefSeq, a predicted model, not a curated record